Cladocopium goreaui is the source of this 7235-nucleotide messenger RNA. NCBI's taxonomy places the organism in Eukaryota, Dinophyceae, Suessiales, Symbiodiniaceae. The record is from the annotation of a GenBank genome assembly.
AUGAAGUUUGUUCAUCUCGGGUAUUCCUUCGUCAGUUGGAAAGGGCCUAGGGUUGUUCUUGAGCUUGGUUUCAGGCGACCCUUGAUAGAGCCGCAGCAGGUUGCUGGAGAUGAGGUAGGGCAGCAAGUGGAGAAAUGUUCCACCUGUGUCACGACCCACUACAGCAUUUGCACGCCGGAGGGCUCAAGACGAUCUUCAAAGGUUCACACAGAGUUGUCCGAACAGCCGGAUGAGGAGAUCGGCUUGAAUGGCAUAGACAGAGGCGGCAACUGUACGAUUGUGGAGGAGAGCCCCGCAAAGAAUGAUGGGCCCUCGUCGCGUCGUAAGAGGCGUACGAUUCGACAAAGUCUUGAGGGUUGCUGGGACUGCGGCUGCAGCUGGAGCAGCAGAUGUUGCAAGCUGAAGGGGCAUCACCUUCACUGUUUUCAGCUUUGCUGUGCGCGCCUCACCUGCUCCUGGUGUUUGAAGAUGUUACUGCUGGUAGUGAUUGUGAACUACAUCUUCCUUUCAGGACCGUUGAGCCAGCCGUUGUGGAUACCAAUAAGCACAAAAGCUGCUUGUGAAGAGAAUGAUGACGGCAGUGGGCCAGCAUCGGUGAAAAGAGUUGGCCACAAGGCCAAUGUCACUGGAGGAUUGCAUGCUUGUGAAGCAUUGUGCAACGGGUUCAGUCGCUGCCAGGCGGUGGAUUGGUACAAUGACACAAGGUGGUGCAACCUCUACGCAACGCCAUGUUUGAGACCAACUGCCAGCUGGGAUGGGGCCAGCAGCUACCAAAAGGCGGUGGUUUGUCGGCUCUUCAAUGGCACCAGCGGUGUUCUCAUUGGGGGCCGCUGUCAUGUGGGUAUUCAUGUGCCUUCUAUGUCGUCUGUGGUGGAGCAAGAACUGCCCGCGAUGCUCCGAUCGCCCAAGAGCUGGUCCUUUACCUUGCUGGUGGCCUUGAUCUACACCUACGUCAUGUCUGCUUGGUUUCGGAAGAAAUUUGAUCCAGUAGUCAAGCGGAUACAAGAACCAACUGUGGCUGCAGUCCGUUGGACUCUGGGGGCAGUAUGGCGAAAGGCUGCAAUGCUUCUGAUCCUCCUGGCGCUGUGGGCAGCUGCAACGGUUCAUUACUGGGGGCUUCCGCCCGUCUCUGCAGUUCGGAAACUGGAGAAAGGAGAACGUCCGCCACUGCCCUACAUGGAGUGGAUCUGGAUGGGCGUUAGCAUGCUGCUGUUUCUGCUCGUGAUUUGCAAGGGCUUCCGAGCGUGCAUCCUCUCAGCCAUUGUGACCCUGGGCACUUGCAUCAUGUCCGCUUUUGCCAGCCUUUGCACCUUCGCCACAUCCCUCUGCGUGGAGACUGGUUUGAUGGCCGAAGCGGCCGCAAUUGGUGGUGUGGGAGCUGCAGCCGCAACUGUUGAAGGUGCAGCUGGUGCUGCAGCCACUGCCGAGGCAGGUGUUGCCGUGGAAAGUGCGGCUGCAGCUGAUGCGGCCCUAGGUGCGGAGGGCGCAGCAGCAGCUGAUGUGGCCGCUGGUGGCGCCGCUGCUGGCGAGGCCGCCACGGCGGCCGAGGCGGCGGCCACGGCCGAAGCCGUGGCGGCCGCGGAUGCGGUUGCGGUGGCAGAGGGUGUCGGCAUCCUAGCGCUUUGCGCUAUCCAGCAGCUUGCUUGUUACCACUUCGAGGUGGAUCGAUUGGUGACCAAUGGCCAAGAUGACCGAGCCUUCAGUGAUGCCCCCCUGUGCCAAAGUCUCCCGCAGGUUGUAAGCAGGAGAGCAGAUUCGGCUCGGGACCUUCCAGGGGGCCUGGCGGUGGGCCUUACGGCUCUUGUGGCUCAUGGCACUUCCCGUGCAAGGCGAAGGCAAGCAGUCAAGUGCCAGAAAGUGGCCCCAAAGUCAACGAAAGUGGACGUGGAGCCACCCAAACCCGUGCCAGUGAUUUUGCUGAGCGGUUUUCUUGGCACUGGGAAGACGACACUGCUCCGACAUUGGCUUGAGAACUCCACGGAUCGGAUAGGUGUGGUUGUAAAUGAUGUGGCCGCAGUCAACAUUGAUUCGAAGCUGGUACAGCAAGAGACUUACAACCCCGAGGGCGAGGUGAACGCAAUCCAACUCCAGAAUGGCUGCGCCUGCUGUUCACUGGGUGAUGAGCUAUUGGUGAGUAUCUACGACCUCUUGGAGUUGGCUACCCAGGACCGGCCCUUCAGCAAAAUCGUGGUGGAACUGAGUGGAGUGGCCGAGCCACAACGUGUAAAAGAGAACUUUGAUCAGGCGAGAGGUUCUGGGUACUACGUGACCAGCGGCUUCGAAUUGAGCAAAACCGUCACCUUGCUUGAUGCCUCCACGUUUUGUGAGGAGUAUAUGGAGUACCAAAGCGUCAUGGAUCGCGAUGACCUGAUUGAUGGUGAUGUGGGAGAGAUGGGAGACUACUCAGUCGUGGAGCUGUUAGUGGAGCAGGCGGAGGCGGCAGAUGUGGUGGUUCUGAACAAGACCGACCUGGCGACUAAGGAGCAGAUUGAGGCUACAAGGGCAGUCGUCAAGGCCAUCAAUACGAAGGCCACGAUUCUGGAGACCAGCUACUCCAAGAUUGGAUUGGAGACUGUCCUCGGAACGGCAAGACAUUCAGAGCAUGAAGAACAUGAAGGGCAUGAAGGGCAUGAUCAUGGAGGACAUGAUCAUGCAAAGGAAGAACAUGGUCAUGGUCACAGCCAUGCCAGUGAUUCCGGCCAUGGCCAUAGCCAUGCAGAUGAUUGCAGUGAUCCCAGCUGCACGGAUGCCAGCCAUGGCCAUAGCCACGGUCACGCAGAAGAUUGCGAUGAUCCUGACUGCACAGAUCCCAGCCAUGGCCACAGCCAUAGCCAUAGCCACAGCAGCAAGACGACAGCCGAAGAGCGGUUUGGCAUCACCUCCUUCACCUACCGGGCUCGAAGACCCUUCAGCGAAGCUCGCUUCACCGAGGCUCUCAAGACGUGGCCGGUACCGAAGCAUUCGGAUCUGCAACUGAUGCUGGAUGCAGAGCCGGACAGUGACCAUCCCAUGGCCAACGUCAUCCGCUCGAAGGGCUUCUGCUGGUUGGAGCAAGAACCAUCCACCAGAAUCUACUGGAGCCACGCUGGGAAGGACAUGAAACUUUCCUACUCUGGAAUCUGGUGGGGCGCCAUGACUCCGCAGCAGGUGAAGGUGAUGGAGCGUUUGGUGGGAGAUGAAUACGAACGGGCACGGAAGGAGGACUGGGACGAAGAGUGUGGAGAUCGAAGACAGGAGAUUGUCUUCAUCGGCCAGAAGUUGGUUGAAGAACCUAUCCGAGCCAUGCUGGAUGAGUGCCUCCUCAACGAUGAGGAAAUGGACACCUACAAGAAACGGCAGGAAACCAGGAACGGCAGGAACGACCAGCCCGACGAUGCUGAAAUGUUCCAGGACGACCUGGAGAUGCCAGUGACUCAAAAAGCUCCAAGCCGUUGCAGCAUGGAUGCAGCUCACGAAUACUUGGAGGCGCAGCUGCCAAAGCAGACUCCAGGAUGUUUGGAAGAGGAGCGCUGCGGGAGCUUGUGUACUCUUUGCUGUCCUGUUCUGUCUGACGAUUGCGGUGCCAGCGUUGGGCGUAGCGAUGACUCCGAGGACAGUGAGCCGGAGGAACCACACGCAGCGCAUCUCAGGCUCACGCGCAGCCUUGCUGGCAUCAAGAGGUCCCCAGCACGCAGCAGGCGUCCAUCUAUGACGGCGGAGGCGCGAUCCCGGCUGCGAUCUCCUUACAUGACGAAGCCGGUCCUUCGUGGAGAAGAGCUCCCACGUCGCACAAGGCCUUCGAUGACCUCGACGAUCUCCAGUAAUGUUUCCCAAAAAACAUCAAAUCCCCACACUGCUGGAGUUGAGGUGGGCACACUUACACUGCCAGCUGAGAUGCGGCCAAGUCGCUGGAGCUUGUCGUCUCAGACAUCUCAACCAUCCAUUCGAUCUCGCAGGGUGACCUACAAGUACAGCCAGCUCAUUCAUCGUGUGCCCAAGGGUAGCCGCAGGGCAUCUUUGCCACCUGUCUAUGUGGGCAGCCGCGUCUCUGCAGUGCCCUUUGAGGUGAGGAUCCGACCCAGGAGAACUUCCUCAGUGGUGUCCUCUCGACGGCCAUCCACGGAGCCCAGCAUGUCGGAUCUCAAAAUCGAUCCUGAAGAUGGCUUGGCCGUCCAGGACUUGUCUACUCUGGACGUGGCCAAAUUGACUCCUCUGACUCCGGAAGUCAUUAGCAGACAAGCAACGAUGAAUGUGGGCACCAUUGGCCACGUGGCCCACGGAAAGUCCACAGUAGUGAAAGGCCUUUCUGGCAUCAUGACUGUCAAGUUCAAGGCAGAGAAAGAGCGUAACAUCACCAUCAAGUUGGGUUAUGCCAAUGCCAAGAUCUACAAGAAGAAGGAACCCGAAGAAGAUGAUGAACAUCCCUACACUUCCCGCGAAAGCAGUGCACCAGACGUCGUUGAAAACGACAGUAGUGACUACAGUUUGGUUCGCCACGUGUCCUUCGUGGACUGUCCUGGACACGAUAUUCUCAUGGCGACCAUGUUGAAUGGCGCUGCUGUGAUGGAUGCUGCCUUGCUUGUGAUCGCAGGCAACGAAACCUGCCCACAGCCCCAGACCUCCGAGCAUUUGGCCGCGGUAGAGAUCAUGCGCUUGAAGCACAUCAUCAUCCUCCAGAACAAGGUGGAAUUGAUCAAGCAACAGGAGGCGCAGUCGCGAUAUGAAGAGAUUAAGAAGUUCGUGGCUGGCACCGCAGCAGACAGCUCACCGAUCAUUCCAAUCAGUGCAGUGUUGAAGUACAACUUGGACGUGAUUUGUGAGUACCUCUGCACGCAAGUGCCGAUCCCGCCACGAGACUUCACAUCGAGUCCAGUGAUGAUCAUCAUUCGAUCUUUCGAUGUCAACAAGCCGGGAGAAGAAGUGGCGGAUCUGAAGGGCGGGGUGGCAGGUGGUUCUAUUCUGAAGGGAGUCCUGAAGAUGGGUGACGAAAUUGAGAUUAGACCUGGCAUCGUCAGCAAGGAUGCGUCGGACAAUGUGCAGUGCCGUCCGAUUCGCAGUCGCAUCAUGUCGCUCUUGGCUGAGAAGAAUGCCCUGCAGUUUGCCGUGCCGGGUGGUCUCAUUGGCGUCGGCACCAAGAUCGACCCCAAGCUCACACGUGCAGACAAGCUGGUCGGGCAGGUGCUGGGUCAUCCAGGCAAACUCCCAAGUAUUUACACAGAGAUUGAGGUCAAGUUCUACCUGCUCCGGCGGCUCUUGGGUGUGAAAACGGAAGGCGACGGAAAGGCAGGGAAGGUGGCAAAGUUGAAGAAAGGCGAGAUCCUCAUGGUCAACAUUGGAUCCACAGCUGCAGGUGGCAGAGUACUGGGCAUCAAGGAGGACACAGACUACGCCAAGAUCACCUUGACCAACCCAGUCUGCACGCAGGAUGGCGACAAGGUUGCGCUGAGCCGACGGAUCGACAAGCACUGGCGGCUCAUUGGCUGGGGCAGUAUCUCGAAAGGAAGAUUGGAUGAGAUUGGUCUUUUUUUGGGGGCGCAUCCUCCUGCUUUUGCAGACCAUUCAAAAAAACCUUCAAGUGCGGAUCCUUUCGCUGAGCCGCAUGCCGCAGAAACCACUGGCUCUUUGGCUAAGGACUAUGCCAGCCUGCGAGAGCUCUGCAGCGAUGAAGAUCUACCAGGUGCCUUUCCACAUUCAGUCCUUAGCCAACUCCGGAAGACCCUGCUCUCGACCGCACGACCUACGGCUGCCGUGCUGCAAGCGACCGUUGAGGCGCUGGAGAAGUGCGUCACGGCCUGCGGCCCAGCCUUCCGCCCCUGGCAGCGCUUCGCGGGUCCCCUCCUGCGCCUGGCGGCGCAGCAGCACGGGCUGCGCCGCAGUGUGGCUGCAGUGCUGCUGAGCAGCGGGGAGGCGCUACGGAGGACCUGGCGCAGAUGGAUGCAGGUCUGUGAGAGCUCCGGAACCACGGAUCAGGCUCUGGUCGCGGAAAGCCUUCAGCUGCUGGCCGCUUGUCGCGUGCGCGAGAUGCCCAGCGAGGUCCUCCAUGACAUCUUGCGGGUGGCCUGUUCGUAUCUGGAGGCCUCCCGGUUGUGCGUGUCGAGCCGUGCCGUGACGUUAGCAGCGCAACGAUGCCUGCAGAUGCUGGGAACACGGCUGGGACGAGAGCAGCUAAUGAAGGAAGUGUCUUCCGUGGCUCCUGGCCUCAAUUUGGAUGCUUUACUGACAGGCCCCGCUGCGAAGCCGCUGGUGCAAGUGGCAGUUCGGGGACGGGCAACGAGGUCUUCCCUCUCCGCUGAAGUGAAGGAGGUAGAGCUGGACAGCGGCAUACUUGCGACAGCGAAACCUACACCGAAAGAGAGGAUCGAUCAGCAGGCACAGCUACAGGAUGUUAGGACGUUGAGGAGCCCUAGUUCCAUGCCUUCUCCUGAUUUGAGAAAACACUUCGAGGACUUGUCCGCACGUGAGGUUCCUUCGCAGGUACGACUCGUUCUACAUGCUUUGAGCGACGUAUUGAGGUUAUGUACCGAAGCCUCUGGUGAUGAGGCCACAGAUGUGCUGCAAGCCGCACAUGAGGAGAUGCUGGCCAUGAAAGGUCUGUCGGAGGAGGUCUUGAGGCAGCUGGAGCCCGUGCCGUUGUUCCGAUGCCUCCUUCAGUUGCUGCUUCAGCUGGAAUCGUUGAGCCAAGGGGAUCUAAGGCGCUGGGCAACUCCAAUUCUUUUGGAAGUAGCACCCUUCUUGGCUCGGGCCAUGGAAGCCAUUGAGAUGGGGAAACAACUCCUGGCGUGGUUGGAACUGGCAAAAGUCGUGUGCGGCGGGGAGCUACAUUCGCAGUCGCAUCGGUCACCUACCAGCCUUAGCGCGGCAAAAAAAACUUGGGCUCUCCGCUUCUGCGCCCGCGCAGCAGAACGCUGUGGUUCUGCUCUAGCUGAAGGAGAUACACAGUUGGCCUGGGAGGCGCUUGCGAAGCUGGCGCAAAUUUCUGAAAAGGAUCCAGGGAAUGCUGAAACGGGCGUUCUGGAGGCACUUUGUGCCAAGAUCGUGGAGCUUUAUCCGUCUCAGGCAGAGGACUUUGCCAAGCUUACAGCAGGCGCUAGCACCGAGUCCUGGUUUCUAAAGCUGAUCCAGCAGGAGCUGGGAGCUUGAGUGGACAGCGGGGAAAGGUGCAGGGGAAACUUCCUGUGAGCGCAUGGGGUCUUGCAAGGCGCCAGGCCAUGAAAGCCUGGCUGACCGGCUGCUGGGACUGGCGCAGGAUGUGCACC